This is a messenger RNA of Ilyonectria robusta, 1350 nucleotides long. RefSeq names its product kinase-like domain-containing protein. Gene Ontology annotation, molecular function: protein serine/threonine kinase activity; ATP binding. Gene Ontology annotation, cellular component: cytoplasm; nucleus. The coding region runs from base 1 to 1350 and encodes 449 amino acids. The transcript is spliced from 3 exons. The record is from RefSeq and is a predicted model, not a curated record. NCBI's taxonomy places the organism in Eukaryota, Fungi, Ascomycota, Sordariomycetes, Hypocreales, Nectriaceae. Gene Ontology annotation, biological process: endocytosis; peptidyl-serine phosphorylation; signal transduction.
AUGGCUUCCAGCUCGUCCAACGUCGUCGGCGUCCACUACAGGGUCGGAAAGAAGAUUGGAGAGGGUUCAUUUGGUGUCAUUUUCGAAGGCACCAACCUGUUGAACAACCAGCAGGUUGCCAUCAAAUUCGAACCCCGAAAGAGUGAUGCUCCCCAACUUCGAGAUGAGUACCGAACGUACAAGAUUCUCGUCGGCUGCCCCGGCAUUCCCAAUGUUUACUACUUCGGACAGGAAGGCCUCCACAACAUCCUGGUCAUCGACCUCCUCGGCCCCUCGCUUGAGGACCUCUUCGACCACUGUGGUAGACGCUUCUCUAUCAAGACUGUGGUGAUGGUUGCCAAGCAGAUGCUCUCAAGAGUUCAGACCAUUCACGAGAAGAACCUGAUCUACCGCGACAUCAAGCCCGACAACUUCCUCAUCGGCCGACCCGGCACCAAGGCAUCUAGCGUCAUCCACGUCGUCGAUUUUGGCAUGGCCAAGCAGUACCGUGAUCCCAAGACGAAGCAGCACAUUCCCUACCGCGAGCGAAAAUCCCUUUCUGGAACUGCUCGUUACAUGAGCAUCAACACCCAUUUGGGUCGUGAGCAGUCCCGACGAGACGAUCUUGAGGCCCUCGGCCACGUCUUUCUCUACUUCCUCCGGGGUGGUCUCCCCUGGCAGGGCCUGAAGGCUGCUACCAACAAGCAGAAGUACGAGAAGAUUGGCGAGAAGAAGCAGACCACCGUUAUCAAGGAUCUGUGCGAAGGCUUCCCCGAGGAGUUCUCCAAGUACCUCACCUACGUUCGAAACCUCGGUUUCGAGGACACCCCCGACUACGAUUACCUCCGAGAGCUCUUCACCCAGUCUCUCAAGAACACCGGCGAGGUAGAGGAUGGCGAGUACGACUGGAUGAAGAUCUCGAAGGAUUCGGGAAAGGGAUGGGACUCCAAGAACCACAACGCGUACCUCCACAACCCAAACGUGCGCCCCGGGCCGUCUCAGAUGGAGCUCCACAGCAACCGCCCCGGGAAUACCACCUCUCACCAACAAGCACAAAACCUCACUGUCGGCCGUUUAAACGCCGCGCAACCCCCUCCUCCGUCUCCGAUCAAGCAGAUGGGCAAGCAGAGAGAUCGGCCAAGCGCCCCCGGCGCCUUGUCGGCGCAGCGGAACGGAGCUGGGGGUCUCCGCGAUAUGGCUACCCCGACUGGCUCGACUCAAGCCCAGUUCCAGAACAGCGCGCAGAACCUGCCCCAGCCGAGGACCUCCCAACAGGGCCCGGCGACCCAGCCAGUCCUGCAAAACGGUCGACCCGUUGAUCCUCAGCCCACUGGCUUCCAGAAGCUUAUGAAGACGCUCUGCUGUGGUUAG